This is a messenger RNA of Nerophis lumbriciformis (worm pipefish), 528 nucleotides long. NCBI's taxonomy places the organism in Eukaryota, Metazoa, Chordata, Actinopteri, Syngnathiformes, Syngnathidae. The record is from RefSeq and is a predicted model, not a curated record.
AUGGAAGAGGGCUCUGGCUCCCCGCUGUCCCCCGCCGACAGCCUGGCCACCACCAGCGAGGAGGAACCGGAGCGCCGGCGGCCCAACAAGCGCUGCACUCGUAAGCGGAGGCCCAGCAAGAAGUCCGGCGACGACAGCGGCAGCGGCGGCGGCAGCCCGGCGCCCCUCAAGCGGACCAAGAAGCCCAGCCCGGCUGGUUCCACCGGGUCCGGGGGCGCUCAGUCCUACGAAGAGCUCCAGAACCAGCGCGUGCUUGCCAAUGUGCGCGAGCGCCAACGGACGCAGUCCCUCAACGAGGCCUUCGCGUCACUGCGCAAAAUCAUCCCCACACUGCCGUCGGACAAAUUGAGCAAGAUCCAAACACUCAAGCUGGCGUCGCGCUAUAUCGACUUUCUGUGUCAGGUGCUGCAGAGCGACGAGAUGGACAAUAAGAUGUCCAGCUGCAGUUACGUGGCCCACGAGAGACUCAGCUACGCCUUCUCCGUGUGGAGGAUGGAGGGCGCCUGGUCCAUGUCCGCCUCGCACUGA